Lampris incognitus (smalleye Pacific opah) is the source of this 1916-nucleotide messenger RNA. It is a transcript of the gene golt1ba, whose product is annotated as golgi transport 1Ba. Lineage: Eukaryota; Metazoa; Chordata; Actinopteri; Lampriformes; Lampridae. The transcript is spliced from 5 exons. The record is from RefSeq and is a predicted model, not a curated record. Gene Ontology annotation, biological process: retrograde transport, endosome to Golgi; endoplasmic reticulum to Golgi vesicle-mediated transport. Bases 192 to 575 code for a protein of 127 amino acids. Gene Ontology annotation, cellular component: endoplasmic reticulum; membrane.
UUUGGGGAGCACCAUCCUUAGAUUGGAACGGUUGAAGUCCACAGCAACAAUAAAGGCACCAUCAGGAUGUGCUGUUUGGAGUGUGCUAAUAGCAGCAUUCAGUUCUUUCAAUGCUACUGUAAUGUUAGCGUCCGGGGGUAUGUAGACAGCGGCUAUAACCGAAGAUGUGAAUAACCUCGGCAGAAAUUGGGAUGGGACUAACAGGCUUCGGCGUGUUUUUCCUCUUCUUCGGUAUGAUCCUGUUUUUCGACAAAGCCUUGCUGGCUAUUGGAAACAUCCUCUUUGUGGCCGGGCUGGCCUUUGUCAUCGGACUGGAGAGGACCUUCCGUUUCUUCUUCCAGAAGCACAAGAUGAAAGCCACCAGUUUCUUCCUUGGAGGAGUGUUUGUGGUGCUGAUUGGCUGGCCUAUCAUUGGAGUAGUAUUGGAAAUCUAUGGCUUUUUCCUCUUAUUCAGGGGGUUCUUUCCCGUGGUAGUAGGCUUCAUCAGGAGAAUACCUGUCCUUGGUUCAAUUCUAAACCUGCCUUUCAUCAGUGGAUUUGUGGACAAAGUGGGCGAGAGCAACACCAUGGUAUAACGGUGAUUUUGUAUCUGGAGACGUCUUUUUCAAUACACUACGUUUAUUACGCAACACAAUCACCCAUUGGUUAAUGGCUGAUUCUCCACAGUUAAGGCUAUAAAUUUAAGAUUAUUUACCCUCUGGCAGGCAAAAGAUUGACUUGUCCACUCUGCCAAUCAAAGGGUCACCUGACCCCAGUACAGCAAGAGACUAAGAGAUCUAGUUACCAGGGAAUGUGGACUAUAUUACAGAUGUGGUUGAUCUCUCCACCAUUGACUUCAACUUGCACAAACAAAAGGAGGACUACCCAAUUGCUCUCUGGACCUUUUUCACCCAAAAUGGCUCUCUUACUGCGGGGAAUGUACAAAAAAACACUCGUGACUGCUCAGAAUGGAAGAGAAGUCGACAGAGUGCUUAUCGUAAUGUAAAAUUAUGGUGCCUGUGCUUUAAUAUUAUUUUAAAAAAAAAAAAGCUUUCAAGUCCAGUGUUGUUUAUCUCUUUGCAUUUCCUGUGUGUCGCUUUUCUUUUAUCUGGUCACAGUUAUGUGAGAACCAGAUGUGGGAGUUUUACCGUGUUCCAGCUGUUAACUGUUAUUUCUUUGUAUGACUGGCUUAUUUGGGUUACGUCUGUUAUAUAUAUUUUUAGCCAACAGUGAUUGACCUUUCCCAUCAUAUGGGUUUUAAAGUGGGGAACCAAUCUAAUCUGGGAAUUUAGAUAUGUUACUCCCAUGGUUCAGGAAAGUGGCCCUCAACCACAUAUCAUCAAGGGCCAUGUUUAUGCAGGGUUUCAAACUCCAAUGGGUAAGAAAGUGGACCUGUCAUUGAGUUCAGCAGGUGAAGUGUUUAGUUUGAUUGAAAAUCUUCAUCCACUUGGCCCUCGAUGGCACAUGUUUGGGCACCACCGCUCCGGGGUCUGUAGUUUUGAACACAAACGAACUCACACCGGUUUGGUUGUCAAAUUCAGAGCUCCAGAGAAACCAGUGGGAGACUGAUUUAUUUUUGACCUGCGUGGUUUUGUGUCCAAAGGACAUUUAUACUACAAUAUUACCAGAUUCUGAACCAGAAAAUUCACCCUUAUCCCAAGACAAUCCCUCAAAGUGCUUCUGUGGGCACCUUGUUUUCUGAUUUGUUUACUAUAGGAAAACAUGUUUGAAGAAUUAACAGGCCCAAAUCUUACAGUAUUUCUUUUUUUUCUACAUUGCCAAAGUUGUGAUAAUCCUUGGAUUGUCAGAAAUCAUUGGGAUAACAUAUUCAGAUUCUUAAAUUGUUUGGUUUUACCUUUCAGAGCAAAGAAUAUUGAAUGGCUGUAUGUGAGAUGACUGUUUUGCUGUAUGACACUUUUGUAAAUAUACUUAGAAUU